Messenger RNA from Gastrolobium bilobum, 537 nucleotides. RefSeq lists its product as uncharacterized. The record is from RefSeq and is a predicted model, not a curated record. The transcript is spliced from 2 exons. The coding region runs from base 1 to 537 and encodes 178 amino acids. NCBI's taxonomy places the organism in Eukaryota, Viridiplantae, Streptophyta, Magnoliopsida, Fabales, Fabaceae.
AUGCUACAAAUUACAAGAACCCUGAUAUCUAUUCAUAGGUUUGUACGCACACUGAAGAUGAAGGUCAGUAACUUGAGGCAUGUUGAAGGAUCUAUCGCCGAAGCGUAUCUCGUUGAAGAGACUGGUAAAUUUGCAUCGUACUAUUAUCCUCCUGAAUUUAUAUCAACUUGGAGAGAAGUCCCUCGAAAUGAUGAUGGCGGUGAUACGAGAGGUCAGAUAUCACUAUUUAAUUAUCCAGGUCGAUUCGUGGGAAGGCAAAGGGCAUCAAUUCUAGAGGGACGGGAUAAGAACGUUGCAAAGUGGUACAUUCAAAAUAACUCACCAGAGGCCGCUCCGUACAUAGAAAACUUUUCCAAAUGGACACGUUCGAAUAAUCCUUUAUGGUCAGAUUCUGAAGUUGAUCAACACGUUACGUCUGAGUUUCCUCAAUGGUUUGAGGAGUACUUCAUACAAAACCAAUCGGCUAUCCAUGAUGUUGCAUAUAUUUUAUCAAGUGGAGCUGCAAGAUUUGUCACCCAAUUCAGAAAAUAUAUAUAG